This is a messenger RNA of Candidozyma haemuli, 1326 nucleotides long. It is a transcript of the gene PRO1, whose product is annotated as glutamate 5-kinase. Bases 1 to 1326 code for a protein of 441 amino acids. The record is from RefSeq and is a predicted model, not a curated record. Gene Ontology annotation, cellular component: cytosol; cytoplasm. The transcript has a single exon. Gene Ontology annotation, molecular function: ATP binding; glutamate 5-kinase activity; RNA binding. Lineage: Eukaryota; Fungi; Ascomycota; Pichiomycetes; Serinales; Metschnikowiaceae.
AUGGCCAAGCAAUACACAAUUGUCAUCAAAUUGGGUACCUCGUCGCUUGUGGACGAGGUGACCAGAGAACCUCGGAUCGCCAAUCUUUCCAACAUCGUCGAAACCGUGGUCAAGCUAAGAAGAGCAGGCCACCGGAUCGUCGUGGUGCUGAGUGGUGCCAUUGCCUUUGGCAUGAAGAGAGUGAACACCCAGGAGAGACCCAAGCAGUUGGCUGCGUUCCAGGCUUUGGCGUCUGUGGGCCAGGGCAGGCUUAUUGGGCUUUUUGACGACUUGUUCAGACAGUUGAACCAGCCUAUAGCCCAGAUCUUGCUUACCCGAAAUGACAUCAUCGACUUUGCCCAGUACAGAAACGCUACGAAUACGCUUAAUGAGCUUUUGGCCAUGGACGUGAUUCCAAUUGUCAACGAGAACGAUACUUUGAGUGUGGCUGAGAUCAAGUUUGGCGAUAACGAUACGCUUUCUGCCAUUACUGCUGGUAUGAUUCACGCCGACUAUCUUUUCUUGAUGACUGACGUGGAGUGCUUGUAUAGCGACAAUCCAAGGUCGAAUCCAGACGCGGAGCCCAUCGUUGUGGUGGACAAGAUUGACGAUAUCGCCGUUUCCACUGAGGAAGAAACUGGCGGCAGCAAGGUCGGCACUGGCGGCAUGACCACCAAGCUUAUUGCCGCUGAAUUGGCUACCAACGUCGGAGUCACCACCAUCAUCACCUUGUCUACGCAACCCCAUUGUAUUUUGGACAUUGUGCUGAAUAUCCAGGACACCGACGAGAGCUGGACUCCGGCGCAGCAGGCCAAAUUUGUCGAGCAGGAAAUCGACAAUGGCAACAUUCCCUUGCACACGCGGUUCUUGGGUCUUCCUCGUGAUCAGCAGAUCCGGUCCGAUAGACGUUUCUGGCUCUUGCACGGUCUCAAGACCAAGGGUACCAUCUAUAUCGACCGUGGCUGCUUCCAGGCGCUUACCAGAAAGGACAGAGCUGGUUUGUUACCUGUGGGUGUGGUCAGCGUCGAGGGCAACUUCAAUGUCCACGACUGUGUCUCCAUUGAGGUCUUGCCUACCAGGGAAAGUGAUACCAGCGAGGGUGUCGAAGUGGGCCACUGCAGAGUGAACUACUCGAGUGCUGAAAUCGAAUUGAUCAAGGGCCAGCAGUCUGCUGAUAUUGAAGGCAUUUUGGGCUUUGCUGACUCGGAGUACAUUGCCCACAGAGACAACUUGGCUUUCCCACCUUCGCUCCCUACACCAGCAACUGAGUUGCAGGCGUUGAGCUUGGAUGAAAGUGACGGUGAAAAGGAGAAGAAGGCUGAACCUGCUUCUCAGCCAGCUGCCUAA